Phascolarctos cinereus (koala) is the source of this 5079-nucleotide messenger RNA. RefSeq names its product family with sequence similarity 234 member A (gene FAM234A). Lineage: Eukaryota; Metazoa; Chordata; Mammalia; Diprotodontia; Phascolarctidae. Gene Ontology annotation, cellular component: cell surface. The record is from RefSeq and is a predicted model, not a curated record.
GCGUAGUAACAGUUGCUAAGCAGUGCCCGGAGACCUGCCGGGCACGCGUGGCCCACCGCGUAUUCCCUCUUUUUUCUGAAGGGCGGGGCUCCGGGGGCGGAAGUGACGUGAGCCGGGAGGGGCGGAGGAGCGAUCUGCACCGGCUUGGGUCUCGGGCGCACUGACUGGCAGGCUAGAGCUGGCUACAGGAGUGGAGCUGUAUAAUGCCUACACGAUGGACAAAGAGUUAGAAGCUGAGAUCCACCCAUUGAAGCCUGAUGACAGAAAGCCUCGGGGGAAUUCGGAAAGCCAAACUGAAAAGGAUGGUUCCUUUAAAAAAGCAUCUCAUCAUUCCCGGUUUGCCCAGUGCCGCACAGUCGUUUUUUUCUUUUUGUUAUUUACCUGCCUCUUUGUGGUAUUCAUCAUUUCAUUCAUCAUCCCAUGUCCAGAUCGGCCUAUAUCACAAAAAAUGUGGGAAAUAAAUUAUAACACAGCAGUAACCUAUGACUUCAUGGCAUUUAAAGAUAUAAACGAAGACACAGUGCAAGAUGUUAUUUUUCUUUAUAAAGACAGCAACAGCAGCAGCAGUUUUAACACAUCCUGUGCAGAUGAAGGCUUUUCCUCCCCAUGUGUCUUCCUUGCUGCUGUGUCGGGCGCCAACGGCAGCCUGCUCUGGGAAAAGCCUGUUGCUCAGGACGUUGCCAGCAUGGAAUGUUUUGAUCACCAGACGACAAAGGGGCCACCCCCACCCUCAGGCUGCUUUAUUGUGGGGAAAUAUAAUUCUUUCCUUGCAGUUGAUUCUUCCAUAGGGGAAAUACUGUGGAAACUGCCUUUGAGCUUUGGAGUUAAUACCUCAGUACUGAGCCCGUUCCUGAAUAUACCUGAUGUGACUGACGAUGAGGUUCAAGACUUGCUACUCUUCGUCAGAUCGGGGAGAGAGAUUAAAAGUUACCUCUAUUCAAGCAGUACUGGUGAGCAAGUUGGUUCCGUGAGCCGCCUAAAUCUAGAAGGAGAAGUUGGUUAUAUCAUGCAUGUCACAAACACUGGAGCCUACUACGUUAUUUUUCAUUCUGCAUCUUCCCUCUAUGGAUAUUCUCUGAAGGAUCUUUAUGAGCAAAUGACUGGAGGAAAGAACAAGUUUGAGGAAGAUCCUUACUGGAAGAUAAUGAUUGACAAUGCUACCCACAGAGUGCCUCCUUCUCUCAGCUUGGGAACGAUCCGUUACCUGAUGAAAGUACCUGGGAGUACAGGGGAAGACAUACUCCUUGUGAAAUCAGAUGCAUGUGAGCUGCUUGAUGGGCAGACGCUUAUUUCGAAGUGGACCCUCAACGCAUCUGAAGUUGUGAGAAAACCAGUCCUUGGCUACUACAAACCAGAUGCAGUUGCUAUAGUCCUUGAAAAUGGAACCGGUAUCCAAAGAAAGAUCUUGAUUGUGGCCGCCACUUCGGGAGCCAUCCUUUGGAGCUACACCCUGAACUCAUUUGCAGGGACUCCCAAGCCAGCCACCGUAAAGACAGCAGACCGACGUUCUGCCUUCUUCUUCUGGAGCAGUAAUAACCAGAUGGAACCUGUUGACUCACAGAAAAACCUGUAUAUGUUCCACCCCACUUUUCCCAAUAUCUUUUUGGAACUUACCAACACUACCAAAAACAUUGUGGCCUUUAAUGUGUUGUUUGAGCAGAGCCACCAUGCCUCUUAUGUGCUGCUCACUGGGCCCACAAAUCAAGGAUGGCCUGGCCUGGUGUCUUUGUCAAAGCAAAAAGUGAAGGAGAACGUCCUAACUGCUCAGGUGGUCUGGCUGGGAGCGGCAAGGCGUGAGAAUGAACAGACCAUUAAAGACCGGUUUUAUGAGCUGAGAUACAAGAAAGAAGCAUAAACUCUUCAGCAGACGAUGUCUGGUUUUUUCCCCUAGUUUUUCUUCCUCCUCCUUAAGAAACCAACUGAAGAAAUUAAAGUCCAAGAAAGCUCUACUUUUCACGUGUUCUCCAAACUGACCUAUGCGUAGGGCAGAAGUGCAGUUUCUUCCUCUUGUGGAGACAGAAUUGGAGUCAUUGGUCCCAAGUCUUUCUCCAGGUGCCUUACUCAGUCUGAGGUUUUUUACAUGUUUCUUACAAAUAAGGAACAGUUAGGAAAGGUAACUCAGGGGAAGCCUAACUCGUUACACCUUUGAUAGCAUUAAUCCCACUUUCUUGGUGUGUCUUCACUCCCUUGCCCUGGGCGUGGGGUCGAGGGGUGCUUCUGUGUAAGGCAGGCCUGCACCACGUAUGGCAUGCCCAUUGUCUGCUUGUGGCUCCCCAAAGGAUUUUGGGCAGCCCUCAAAAAAUGUAGGGUUGCCAAUGUGCACUCUCCUCUGUGUCACAUGACCCGUGCCAUCACGAGUCUAACUUGAGUCUAACCCGUCUGCAGCCCCAAAAAGUUUAGCCUGUUUUAAUUUUGGCUCCUACCUACUGCCAAGUUGUACAGGUCUGCUCUAAGACAUAGUACAAGGACCCUGUCUGAGUUCAGACAAGUUCUGCCUCUGCCCUCGCUUGUGUUCACAGCCUUCUGAAGCUUCUCUAAAGACAGCCUUUUUAGGCCCUGCCCAGCCCUCCAGGCUAAGCAUGAGGCCAUUCACUUUACUGUAGGGCCAACUGAAUGCAUUUCUGUUGAGAUUUCCUCCUUGAAGGCAUAUGGGGUUUGGGGCUGAUGAGUCAGGCUGAGGGAGGUGGGACGCUUUCUUGGUGAUUUUCCUGUCUCAAGGAACAUCGCCAUCUAGCCAAGCUGGCAGGAGCCCCUAAGGACCUUGAGAAAGCAAAUAAGGUAACUCAUGGGAUGACUGAGCGAUGCUGACACCUUCAGGAGAUUCUGAAGCAGCUGAGAGUCUGCUGUCCCUCCUCCAGCUUUCCCUAACUUGAUAUGGAAACACUUCUGUUCCUGGUCAAAUAGCAGCGUCUCUUUAAAUAAGAUCCUAAUGUCUAGCUCCAGUGAAUACGUGUCAGCAGAGACACUGCUGGUCUGACUGUUCCCCCUGCUUGCAGCCACUUAGACUAUACUGACCUCCAGUCUGGCACUGGACUCUGGGGGAGUCCUGGUGGACUGCUGCUUUGGCUUCUCUGCCUCAGGCCCUCUUCUGCCCCCAAAUCCUAAUUCAGGAAGCUUUCUUUGUCUUGGUCCAGUAGAGAUUUUGGCCUGUAGGAGCCCCUUGGACUCAUUCCCCGGGGGCACUGGGCUUCAGAGAUAUUCCAUGGCUAUAGUUUGGGACAGAUAGCACUGUUCCCAGUAUAGCGGUGCAUUGAUGGGGGGCAAGUUGCUCACAGAAUUUGGUGGUUUUAAAACUAUACGCAUUGGAUACUUGUAGCAUAAAUUCCAAAACAUACCCCGCUGAGGUAACACACACUUGGGAACAUUUUUUACACCAGCAUCUAUAGGAAACAGUGGGUUUCUUGGGUGUUUUACUCUGGGCCUGUUCUCCUUUAUGGAACCACAAUGAACUGGACUAAUCGCCUGCUAAAGUUAGAAGCAUGAAGCGAAGGCCCUCCGCACUGCACUGCUGUUCAACGCCAGAUGGCCGAGCCCCUCCCAGGGCCACAGCGGUGCUUCUGCAGCCUGGGACUAAAGCGUUCCCCCUGUGCUUGGUGACUUAGGGAACAAAGGACUUCCUUGGGUGCCUUGUUGAUCUUAAGCCCCUCAGGGCAGGUGCAGCUUAGGACCUGCCCUAGAUCGUGGAGCUUGACCUUUAUAACUUAAUACAAAUUGAUUUGAACCCUGCAGUGUCCACUAGUCUUUCUCAAUAAAUGUUUUUGUGUUGUUUGUAAAUGCCACCAGUGUGUGGAGUGUGCUGCAAAUGCAGUGGGGGCCAAUAAACUGGACCUCCCUGGGAGUGUUUCGUGGUGGGACGGAUGUAAAAGAUAUAGGCCCAGCUCACGAUUUGCAAUUUUAGUAGACAGGGGCGCGAUAGUUCAUUUGAUCUGAAAUCUUAACAGGACUUGUGGGUCUCUACUUCAGCUUCUAGCCCUUUAAGAUGAAAGAAAGUAAAUCCAGUGGAGUAGCCAGUAACGAUUUACUGUCACGUGAGUGGAAAGGGCCAGCAUUGGGCCAGUCAUGUCUCAGCAGCUUCCUACCUCCUACAGUGAGGACUUGAGCCUUUUUUCAGAUAGCACAGCUCCGCUCCCCAACCCCAGCCAGUCCAGAUGGGUCUCAUUAUACUCCCCUCUCCUUAGAGUAAUGAAGAAGGGAGUGUGAAGGCACAGAAGCCAAAAGGCUUGUGUGGGAGACCUCAUGUAGUCACACCACAGGAGUGAACGACUUAGAACCAACAUGUGAAAAAUAGGACAGAAUCAAGAGAGGGUUACUGAGGCAGUCGAAAAAGACUUACUGAGAGGAAGUCAGGAAUUCAGGGCAGCUACGUGCCCCGAUAUUGUACAUGUCUAUGUACCCCUGAGCUUGCAAAUGGUUUUUACUCCUGCAGCAGCAUGGUGUAGGGAAAAGAUCUCUGAUUUCUGGCAUGCCACUCCCUAUUAAGCCUCAGUUAUUUCCUCUGUAAAGUGGAGAUAAAGUGUGAUCUUGCCCAGAGAAAUGGGAGGAGGAUGUACCUGCAAGAUUUUUUUCAAAAGAACCCGUAAGGAUAGGCAUGGGGAAAAUAGGGACCAAGCUUUGAUUACUAGGCCACAACUUUUUUGGGGGGCUAGGCAGUGGGGUUAAGUGACUUGCCCAGGAACACACAGCUAGUAAGUUGUCAAGUGUCUGAGGCCAGAUUUGAACUCAGAUUCUCCUGACUUCAGGGUCAGUGCUCUAUCAACUGUGUCACAAGCCCCCAGGCUCACAAUUCUUUUAAACUAUUGGUGGGAACUCUGGGCUUUCUUGGCUUUAAUUUUUGCAUAAAUUAAACAUACAGUAAGCAUCUUGCAAUCUCUGAGUACAUGCUGGGUAAGGAAGACGACCUAUAGGGAGAGCACCGGUUAAUCUCAGCCAUAGAAAUAGCAAGAGAUGAUUUUAAAUAAUACCACAAAUAACAUCCGUCUUAGCAGAAGUUUCCUCACUUUGUUCAGAGCUCUGCUUUAUAAUCUUCAGUGGUUUCCUAUUGGAUGCUGAAUAAAAUUCAGAUAUCUUUGUGCCAUGCCA